AUGGAGAUGAGAUACAAUAAUGAAGUGAAGCAUAGGAAGGAAAAAGAAGAAGCACUUGCUAGAGAAAAGGAAGAAGUAGAGAAACUGAAGCUUCAAGUGGUAAAUCUCAAAAUCAAACAUGAGAAUAUGUGUAUUAAGGCUGAUGAGUUGGAGAGCAACAAUGCGAGUAUAGUGAGCGACAAUGCUCUUAAACUAGUCCAUGAGGUCACAAAAAAGUAUGAGGAUAUGUGUAUCAAGGCUAAGGAGUUCGAGAACAAGUACAAGAACAAGCGGAUCCUCACGGAAGCUCUUACUAAAGAAAAUGAAGAGCUCGAGAAAGCCAAAGGUCUAAUAAUUGAAUCUUAUAAAAUAAAUGCGAGUGUGAUGGAAAAAGAGAGGGACAACGCUCUCAAGCUAGUCGAUGAGAUCACAACAACAAAGAAAAUAGAAUCGUUUAUUUGCCCUAUCUCACAGGAGGUUAUGAAAGAUCCACAAUUGACAGCUGAUGGAUAUACAUACGAAGCAGAAGCUAUUGCGAGAUGGUUUAACACAGGUCACAAUACAUCACCAAUGACAAAUCUCAAGCUUUCUCACACCAAUCUUGUCCCCAACCGCGCUCUUGGGUCUGCGAUUCAGGAGUUGGUUUGA
Molecule: messenger RNA, 627 nt
Organism: Camelina sativa (false flax)
Lineage: Eukaryota; Viridiplantae; Streptophyta; Magnoliopsida; Brassicales; Brassicaceae
Source: RefSeq, a predicted model, not a curated record